UCCGACUUCUCGGUAGCUACAACAUCUCACCACACACACUCAUCGCCUCCCGUAUUUAAUCAAUUUGGGGAGAAAAGAUGGCGGCGUGGACGGCGGCCGCUCGCCAAGCUGCAAACAUUGCUAGACUCUCCUCUCCGAAAUCAGCAGCUACCUCCGCCCGAGCUUCGAUCCUGGUUCAGCGCCGCGGUCUCGCCGGCGGUGGCGAUCAUCACGGACCUCCGAAGGUGAAUGUUUGGGAUGACCCGAUGAGUCCGUCACAGUGGAAAGAAGAACAAUUUGUGAUUGUAUCUCUUACUGGCUGGGGAUUGCUCAUUUACGGAGGUUUCAAGCUCUUCUCAGGGGGCAAGAAAGACAAAAACGAAGAGAAAGUUGGAGGAGGGGCACACUAGUCUCGGGGUUAGACGUGCAUUCGGAAUAAAGAGUGGCUACUUAGAUAAUGACUUCAGAUUGUAGGUGCAAUUUUGGCCAGUGCUAGUUUUGUAAGGAUCAUCUGUGUUUCAGAUUGAUCGAUAUGGAAUUUACGUUAUCGGGAAAAAAAACUUUCAAUUCUUUACAGAAGCAAAAAAUCGAUUAUGAAUUUGUUCCGAUUUUGCAAAUUUUGGAAUUUUCGAAAA
Messenger RNA from Erythranthe guttata (spotted monkey flower), 614 nucleotides. RefSeq lists its product as hypothetical. The record is from RefSeq and is a predicted model, not a curated record. NCBI's taxonomy places the organism in Eukaryota, Viridiplantae, Streptophyta, Magnoliopsida, Lamiales, Phrymaceae.